CGUGUAGAAUAGUCUACAGAGUAUUUGUCUUUGUCCUAUAUAGCCUAGUAGUGCACUUGUUUUUUCAUUUACUGAGGCUAAUUUAUGCAGCUGCCAUGACCAUUUUAUCCUGACGGGGACUGACUAAUGUCUUUACCAUUUCCCACUACUCUAUCGCAAGAGCCUUUUGGAAGCACCUGCAUCAACGCGCAAAGGAAGGAGCCCGUUGUUUUCUACCGCGGACAUAUGAACUCAAGACAUUAGGCUUUGGAUAUAGGCUGCCCGUAGCCAUGCAACGGCACCUCACAUCAAAGAUUCUGUGGGGAAGAAGAUGCUGCUUUGAAACUGGAGCAUUGUUAACCAUGAUGUAGAGGUUCCUUCCGGCUAAAUCGGGUUGGAUUAUGUAGCUCGCGAUAGGCUUGCUGGCGAGUUUACGUUGCACUGUGAUUUGAACCUCAGUUUUCCUAAGGUGAUCCAUGUCCCUGUGUUUUUGCCUUUGUCAACAUGUCCCCAGCAUCGGCUGCCACCGCCAGUGAGAGCAGCACCACUACCGUUCCAGAGGAGGACACAGAGGAGAGCCCCCGCGAGGAGCAGCGGCCCCUGAAGCAGUCGCUCAGUAAAUCCCUGUGCAGGGAGAGCCACUGGAAAUGCCUGCUCCUGUCCCUGCUCAUGUACGGCUGCGUGGGGGCCAUGACCUGGUGCCACGUGACCARGGUGACGCGCCUCUCCUUCGACAGUGCCUACAAGGUCAAGUCCAUGAUGUACCACGAAAGCCCCUGCUCCAACGGUUACAUCUACAUCCCUGUGGCCUUCAUGGUCAUGCUCUACGUGGUCUACCUGGUGGAGUGCUGGCACUGCCACACCCACAACCAGCUACAGCACAAGGUGAACGUGGAGAGUGUGGGAGAGCGUGUUGGGCGCAUGCAGCAGGCCACGCCCUGCAUCUGGUGGAAGGCCAUCAGCUACCACUAUGUGCGGCGGACGCGACAGGUAACACGCUACCGUAACGGAGACYCAUACACCACCACGCAGGUGUACCACGAYCGCGUCAACACGCAUGUGGCCGAGGCGGAGUUCGACUACAGCAACUGCGGUGUGAAGGACAUAUCCAAGCAGCUGCAGGGCCUAGACUGCUUCCCUGUCACCAAGCUGAGGUUCACCAAGUGCUUUAGCUUCGCCAACGUGGAGUCGGAGAACGCCUACCUGACUCAGCGGGCCCGCUUCUUCACUGAGAAUGAGGGCCUGGACGACUACAUGGAGGCCCGCGAGGGAAUGCACCUGAAGAAUGUAGACUUUAAGGAGUACAUGAUUGCCUUCUCGGAUCCGGACCACCUGCCCUGGUACGUGUCCAACUACGUGUUCUGGACGGCCGCCGCCUUCACCUUCUCCUGGCCGCUGCGCGUGCUAACCGAGUACCGCACGGCCUACGUCCACUACCACGUGGAGAAGCUGUUCGGCUUCGACUAUGUCCCUGUCACGCCAUCUGAGGAGCGACCAUACUGCCACCACAUCCCUCGGGUCAACACCAUCGACAGCACCGAGUUGGAGUGGCACAUCCGCUCCAACCAGCAGCUGGUGCCCAGCUAUUCAGAGGCUGUACUCAUGGACCUGGCUCAGCUCUCGUCAGGUGGCGGUGGCAAUGCCAACACCUACUCAGUGUGCGGCGGCUACGGCAGCUACCGGCAGAACUGCGAGCGCUGCCACCGCACCAUCAGCAGCUCGUCCAUCUUCUCACGCAGCGCCCUGAGCAUCUGCACUGGGACUAGCCCGCGCAUCCCCUUCAGCGGCAGCCGCUUCUCGCUGUCGCGGCUGUACGGAUCGCGGCGCAGCUGCCUGUGGCGGAGCAGCGGCAGCCUCAAUGAGACAUCGUGCCCCACAGAGAGCACGCGCUGCCUGACGCCGUCGGGCCAGCUGACUAGCGAGGAGAAUCCGCCGGACUACCAGGACGCGCUCUACUUCCCUGUGCUCAUCGUGCACCGCAAUGAGGGCUGCCUGAACCACUCGCUGCACAGGAACGGAUCCUGCGUGGAGACCUCUAUAUGACCCAGCGCUGGGCCUCCCAGUCCAGACCUGAACAAGGAAUGUAAUGUUACUGUCCUUUCUCUGGGAGGACACUGACUGGAUAAUGAACCUUCCUUUUGGAUCUUUGUUUUUCUUCAAUAGACCACAGAACACAUGACACACCAGUGGCAUUCCGGAACCCUUCCAGACCUCUUCCAGCACUGUUUAUCAAAGACAGUACUGAGUUAAAUGCACAUUUUGAAUGCUCACUCCAACCUUUCCAUAACUUCCUUUGCAGCCCAGCUCAUCUCACAUGAGAUGCCCUCCAGUGAUAUGUUCAUCAUAGUAAGUAAUAGACUAUGUAACUAUCUCAAAGCAUGUAUGAAAAAAKCACAUUCAUAGGCAAAAUCAGACAGUCUGCGACAAAUGGACAUAAUGAUCUGAGAAUGAUAUUUGGAAGGACAUAUGUUGCGCGGAAUGCACACCACCACRACCAUUCUGGACCAAUCACAAUGCUCUGUUCAUAUCAGUUUGAGUUUCCUUAACCAAAGUGUCAUGUUAGCUUCCACACUAUCUAUAAAUAGAGAACAUGAAAAAGCAAGGUACACUAACAGACAUUUGGCCUGAGAAUAAACUCCACCUUAAAUCGUAGUGCAUUUUGCUGUUGUCAUAACCAGGUAGCAAAGAACUUCAAUUGGAACAUCUGUUUUCGAAGUUGGAUAAAAUMUGUUAUUUUGUAAGAGUCUUAGAAGGGAUGUCUUGUGACUGAAAAUCCCCAACACAGCUCAAGACAGCUCAACGGUAGAGGCCUCCAACACAGCUCGACUAGAGACCUUCAUUGGAGAUGACUCAUAAGUGGGGCAUGAGUUUAAGGAACAUAAACAUGAUUUAUUCAAGCCUUAGAGAGCAAUUUGYAGAUGGGAAGGAAAACCAUGACGCCACAUUAAAUAAUUGAGAGCAAGAAAAGUUUAAAACAUCUGACAUAUUUUUCUAGUAAAUGCAUUACUGGAUAUUUUAAAUUAUGUUGCAGAUAUCAAAGUAAAUUCAUACAGUCUAUAAUUAGUUUCCAUCUAGCUCAUGGUUCUCAAUGAAAAGCCUUAGACGCAGAUCUACAUUUUUUAUUAAAACAUUACAAUUUGGGGCUAUAUGAUGGUGUAGUUGUUUGUUUUGAGGCCAACAAGAGAUCUUUUUACGGAAUUAAUGUUCUUUCAUGAUAAUGAUGAUGAUGUGAGAUACAGCAGUUAKAACAUCCAGUUAAUUAGCAACGGGAAUCAAAUAUCACAGGAUGCAAUAACAUUCCCACUUCCUGACCCUCUAAAUAUAGUAACAUAGUCAGAUAUAUGAAUAAUUUAGAUCAGGAGGACUAAAUGGUACAAAUACUUCAAACUGAAUCCAUGAGAGAAGUGUUUCAUCGCAUUAUUUUCCUUACUGUCAAUAUUACUGUGUCACUCUUCACUACAUGUUAAUGCAUUUCUGAUUGACUAAUACAUACAACAUCAAUGUGAUUAUAUCAUGUCAGCUCAGCUGUCAAUAAUAACCUCAGCAUUGCAUAUCUCCUAUUUCCAAUUAAUAUUUUAACACAAAAUUAUUAUUAAUUACUAUAUGAACAAUAAUUUCCUUCAAACUACCUCUUCUUUGUUUUCGUGAUUUAAGUGCCUGACUGUGGGUGCUUUAAAGUUUGGCUUAAAAUCACACCUAAACCACAUAGCACACCUACCCAUUCAUCCAAAACUACACCUAAACCACAUAGCACACCUACCCAUUCAUCCAAAACUACACCUAAACCACAUAGCACACCUACCCAUUCAUCCAAAACUACACCUAAACAACAUACUGUAGCUCACCUACCCAUUCAUCCAACCAACCAACCAACCAACCAACCAACCAACCAACCAACCAACCAACCAACCAACCAACCAACCAACCAACCAGAAAUACAAAGGCAGCAACAGAGCAACUCAACUUUCACUGCAUCUCUUCUAGGUAGCAAUAUACUGAUGAGACAGGACAUUUAAUUGAGGCUGGCACCAAUGAUCAGGCCUUGAAAACUUCAAGAUGUGCUUUGUCUAUUGUCAGAAAAAGUAGGUUUAAAAGCAGGACCACGUGCUGAUUCUGAUGAUGCCUAUCAGAAACAGCCAGACAGCCAUCACAGAGACCCAAAAUAGACUGAGGGCUGUGUUCAAACACUGAUAAUGUCAGCUUUAAUAAUAAACCAGGAGGAUUUURGAAGAUCUGAGAAUAAACAUGAUCACAACUGAUCAAAUGUUCUAUGUACUAAUGGCUUAUUUCCACUAGCAAAGUUUCAAAGCAAGGCAAGGUAAAUAAUAUUUUAAAAUAAGUUCAAUAAAUGUGUAGAAUUCACACCUAGGACCAAUCACUUAUAAAGUACACAGAAAGGUUGCCCAGCUCAUGAAGUGAAAAAUCCAACCCACUUCCCCCAGUCCACUGAAAUAUACACACACAUUUUGUAAAUAACUCUUUAAAUGGUUUUGAAGGUAGCGGUCAAAGGGCUUUGUUGCUGUGAUCAAACUAAAGCUAACCCUAGGAGCUGGAGUGAAUAUGGCCCGGGAUAAGAGCUAAGCUGACAGCUAGCCAGUCACUUCUGGCCCAGAGGCCUCUGCUAUUUAAUAGAAAACAACUCUGAUGAAUUCAGGGUGACGGCAGAGCUCAGUAAUCUAUGCCCAGGACUCACACUUACAAUUCACACAUUGUUAUUAGAUCUAUAUACACAAAGGAUAGAUAGGCCUUUCUCCAUUUUAUGUAUCCUGCUGACCUCAGAUUCUCACAGCAGAAAUGACUAGCAUUAUUGACUGAUGUGGAUAUGUGAUUGAAUUGACUGUAAACAUUUGAUUGACCACUUAAUAAUCUAAUGCUGUCAAAGAUAAACUCAUUCUGCUCAUUUUGAAAAAACAUACACCUAUUUUGUGAAAUCCGGUGAUCAUCCCAUGAACAAAAAUUGCAUUAACAAUAUACUGGRAGAUCUCUUGCAGAAAGUGUAAUAGCAUUUCUUUCUCUUGAUGCGUUUCUUCCUUGCACCCUACUACCUUUAUAACGUCACUUGCCAUUUUAGGGAACUAGAUGCGAAGCAAUUAAAGGAAGUUGUUCAACCUCAAUCCCAUUUUCUCGACAACAAACCAAAAACACUUCAUCUAUACAAUAAAGCAGCCAACAAAAAAUACACACCAGUCAUAACCAUAAGACACAGAGUCCUGUCUGGUUAGUUGUGGCUCACCUCAUCUAAAGCGCAUCUAUGCAACCCCCAUAACCAACUCAGGAGUGUAGUCAGGUUAUCCACCUUACAUUUGUCAUAAAUUCUACCCCUMAACCUUUUCUUAUUAUCCCUGUCAGCUGACUUGACAGUGCCGUUUGAUUUGUUUUCCAGAUAGGAGGCUAUGAGGAUGCACUUAAGUGCCCAUAUUCACAGUCUCAGAGUAGGAGUGCUGAUAUAGAAUCAUUUUUGCCUUUAGAUCAUAAUGAAAAAGGGGAGACCUGAUCCUAGAUCAACACUCCUAGGUGUAGGUCUGCUCUGCAGUUCCUUAAAGUGUCAGAGGCUUUGACCGUGUGUAUCAGCUGAAACGAAUGGUGUCCUUUAUGGUGUUUUAAUCACAGCAUGUGACGCAGCUCUGUAACCAUACUGAUGCUCCUAUAGCAGAUGAUGGAAGGAAGGUUAUUCUAGCCUAGCUGGAGGUCACAGACGUCAUGGGAAGCACAGUUCACUCAGUCACAGAAUGCCCUCUUUUUCAUUAGAAGACUUUCAGAGUUUUGAUGAGCUCUCUUUAUUUAGAUCACUCCUAUUAUGUCUGAGAUGGGUUGAAGUUUGGAAACAACAGAUAGUGAAGAGUUUUAGAUUUCAACAAUGGUCAAAAAAAGAUAGUGAUACCGGCAUUAUAUUACCAACAUUUACAUUACAGACUCAAUAGUCCAUUGCUCACUGACCAGCCUCUCACUAAUAAAAAAAAAGUUCAGUUAAUGUAGAUAAAACAGUUAUAUCAGAUGGCUUCACUGUGAUAUGUAAUUGUGUACAAAUAAAAGUGUUUAACAGUGCUAUGUUUACUAACCAUAAAACAAUAAAUAGUAUACAAGUACAGAAAACCAAGGUUAUCAAACUGAGUUUUUUAGUGACAAUUCAGAAAACUGAAAAUCUUUUCCUACCACAGACUGUUGACUUCAAACCCUUUAUAAUAAUGUAACAUAGAACUAGGCUUGCAAAAUUCCGGUAACUUUCCCCKAAAUCCCGGUUGGUAGAUUCCCAGAAAKAGGAGGGCAUAACCAGGAAAUCCUGAAUCUUCCAACCAGGAUUUCUGAAAAACCUGGGAAUUUUGAGAAAGUUAGCGGAAUUUUGCAACCCUACAUGGAACCCUUUAUUGUGUGUACAAAGUGGAGUAAUACCUUAUAAUACUGUAUGUACUCUCACACCCAGAAUGCUUUUGGGGCUCCUCUUUUUAUAAUGUUGUGUAUAAUUUUGUGGCUUAAAACAGGAUUGCAGGAGAACGAUUUUGUACUGUAAGUAAUACAGAGAUUGUAGGUUAGGACUGUUGUCGUGUUUCUUGUGCUUAGUCGAUUGUGUCACCAAUAAAUGCAUAAAAUGUGGUGUUUUAUUCACAAACACUGCUAAUCCUCAAAUGUACUCGACAACAGGYAAGUGUUUCGGGUUUGCAGAUCAACAAUCGACACAUUUCUAUAUAAAAUGGUGUUGUACAAGGAAAAUGAAUCUUGUAAAUACAGUACAAUUUCAAUUGCAGACCCUGCGGCCAAUCUGAUGCUGUAUGAGCUAUACACUUACUUUGCAAUGGCAGAGCACUGUUGAUUCUUUCCUUCGACGUUAUUGAUACGUUGUAACACUCUUUCUUGAUAGGGGAAAGGCUGGAAGAGAUUACACAUUUUUGUAUGGAGGUCAAAGCCGCAMAUUUGAGUGCAGACAACUUUUUACAUAAGGAAGCCAACCGCUGACUUAUUUGAUCAAUAUUCCACUAUCUUAGACUGUCAUUCAGGCUAGUUACAUGGGUUGCGUKCCAAAUGGCACCCUAUUUCCUAUGUAGUGCUCUACUUUCAAACAUAUCCCUCUGGGUUUGCAGAUCUAUGUGUUCUGGGCCUUGGUCAAAAGUAGUACACUCUCUYGGGAAUAGGGUGCCAUUUGAGACACACUUAUUGUUAAGUUUAUUCUGAUCAUACUGAGAACAUUGCCCUGCCUGCAUUAUUUUUACUCUCUCAAUGUCAUAGAUUGCUGGUCCUUGCAGCAAGAUCUACAGUCAGGAAACAUGUUUUGUACUGCCUAGGUAAGGUGGAUCACAGGUUGAGUGUGUGACUACUAAAUAAUAAAUAUAGGGGAAAACUGCAAGUUUGCAUGUACAGUUGAAGUCGGYAGUUUACAUACACCUUAGCCAAAUACAUUUAAACUCAGUUUUU
This is a messenger RNA of Salvelinus sp. IW2-2015, 7386 nucleotides long. Its product is annotated as transmembrane protein 151B-like. The record is from RefSeq and is a predicted model, not a curated record. Lineage: Eukaryota; Metazoa; Chordata; Actinopteri; Salmoniformes; Salmonidae.